CCUGGAAAAUCGAUACAUGCAUUAAACCAUAAUAACAAACAGCUCAAACAAAAAGUCAAAAAAUUACAACAGUCUAGGGACCGUGUAAUUCAUAAAGUUCAAAAACUUAAUGGUUCAGUUGUACAGUUUAAAUGCAAGCAUCGUCAACGCAUAUCCCGAAUUCGUGCCAUGGCAAGACGCCCACCAGAAUUAAAAAAAGAUGACAUAAAAACC
Messenger RNA from Cetraspora pellucida, 213 nucleotides. The record is from the annotation of a GenBank genome assembly. Lineage: Eukaryota; Fungi; Glomeromycota; Glomeromycetes; Diversisporales; Gigasporaceae.